Molecule: messenger RNA, 1374 nt
Organism: Varanus komodoensis (Komodo dragon)
Lineage: Eukaryota; Metazoa; Chordata; Lepidosauria; Squamata; Varanidae
Gene: DLK2
Product: delta like non-canonical Notch ligand 2
Exons: 6
Coding region: 1-1374 (457 amino acids)
Biological process (GO): heterophilic cell-cell adhesion; establishment or maintenance of epithelial cell apical/basal polarity
Cellular component (GO): protein-containing complex; plasma membrane
Molecular function (GO): calcium ion binding
Source: RefSeq, a predicted model, not a curated record
AUGUGCGCCUUGGAUCCAGAGGCAGCGGGCGAUCACGAGAGCAUGGUGGGGACCGAUACCUCGGCGCGGGAUAGUACCCAGUCCAGUAUGGCUCGCCCCAAGAUGGGUAGCAGGAGCGACGCCAGUCCUCGAAUCGCUUGGAUCGCUGCUUCCUGGAGCAGAUCCGGUAACUAUCUCGGUAGGGUGAGACUGACCAUGCUCAGGAGCUUCUGUUUUCAGCUCAUGUCCUUGCUUUGGAUCCUGGUGGCCCAUCACCAUUUUACCCAAGGUGAUGAAUGCAAUGACCGCUGUAACUUGGCUCAUGGCAGCUGUGAAGAGGACGGCAAAUGCAGGUGUGAUCCAGGUUGGGAAGGGGAUUAUUGCGAACAGUGUGUGAGGAUGCCGGGCUGCAGCCAUGGGACGUGCCACCAGCCCUGGCAAUGCAUCUGUCAAAGUGGCUGGGCUGGCAAGUAUUGCAACAAAGAUGUGCACAUCUGCGAACAUCAGACCCCAUGCCAGAAUGGAGCCCAGUGUGUCUAUGACCGUGAUGGGGAGUAUUCCUGCCUCUGCCUUGAAGGGUUUCAUGGAAAAGACUGUGAGCUGAAGACAGGGCCAUGUGAGAAGGCAGGAUCUCCAUGCAAGAAUGGUGGACUGUGUCAGGACAAGAAUGGCUUUGCUAGCAACUACACCUGCAAGUGCCUGGCAGGAUUCAUUGGUGCACACUGUGAGAUCGACAUAGAUGACUGCCUCAUGCGUCCCUGUGCCAAUGGUGCCACCUGUCUUGAUGGCAUGAACCGCUUCUCCUGCCAAUGCCAGCCUGGCUUUGAAGGGCGUUUCUGCACCAUCAAUGUUGAUGAUUGUGCCAGCCAGCCAUGCAGAAAUGGGGCCAAGUGCUAUGACCGCAUCAAUGAUUUUGAUUGCUUGUGUCUGGAAGGCUUUGCUGGCAAAACUUGCGAGCUCCUUGCUCCUGAGCCAACAUGGGUCACUGCAUUUCAGCCUGAUCUCAAGGAGCACAGCAGUGCUGUGAGAAGCACAACCAGUGGUGAUCCUUGGACAACCCAGUCUGAGCCAAUCAGGGUUGCAGUUACUGGCAAGCGAAUCACUAACUACAGUGAGAAAUCAAAUGGGGGAGGGCUAUUAAUCUCCGUGAAAGAAGUGGUGACUCAGCAGGACUCAGGGCUGAGUCAGUCACAGCUGAUUUUAGUUCUGGUGUUUGGGCUGUUCACUGCUCUGUUGGUUUUGGUAACUGUGUUGCUGCUGCUGAAGAACUGGCAGAGGGGGCGCCAGAGGUGCCAAAGCCCCUCCCAGUCUGCAAGAAAACUUCAAGACCAAGAGUGUCAAGUGGGAAUGUUAAACACAGUCUUGAUAGAACCCAGGAAAACAACAGAGCUGUAA